UGAAGGGAGCAGGAUUCAGGAAAUGCAAAGAAAUUAAAUGAUGAUAUAUUACAGCUGAAGAAUGGUGGAUAAUCUAGUGAACUCUGAGGCGAAUGCGCGGAGGAUAGGACUUGUGGAGGGAUGCUUUGGAUCUGCUGGUCAACCUUUAGCUGUCCCAGGACGGGUCCUGGUCGGAGAAGGAGUCCUAACUAAAGCUUGCAGAAAGAAACCUAAGCCUCGUCAGUUCUUCUUGUUCAAUGAUCUCCUGGUGUACGGGAACAUUAUCAUUAACAAGAAGAAAUAUAACAAGCAACACAUCAUACCUUUAGAAGAGGUUAAAUUAAAAUCUGUGGAAGAUGAGGUCCAUUUUAAAAAUGGCUGGUUGAUCUGUACACGUGGAAAAUCCUUUGCAGUUUACGCGGCAACUGCGUCGGAGAAACAGGAGUGGAUGGCGCAUAUUAAUAAAUGUAUAAACGACCUGCUGAAGAAGUCUGGUAAGAAAGCGUCUGCUGAGCAUGCUGCAGUCUGGAUACCAGACUCGGAGGCAAACACCUGUAUGCACUGUAAACGGGUUCAGUUCACACUAGUUAACAGAAGGCAUCAUUGCAGAAAAUGUGGAUUGGUUGUCUGUAACGGUUGUUCCUCUCGUCGUAUUCUUCUCCCAGCCCAAUCCUCUAAACCUCUCCGGGUCUGCAGUUCAUGCUUUGACGAGUUUUCAAAAACCGCCAGCAGUGCAGACUUAACAUCAAAAGAAUCCAAGGGAACAGAUUCUUCUGGAGAAGAGGAUUCAGAUGAUGAAGAAUCAAACGGAGCCAUUCAGGGUGAGGAAUCUCCAGACCUAGAAUGGGCUGGGAGCCCUGGUAUCUCCAGACCACCUAGAUCUUCUAAUAGAUUUACAUUAUGUAAGCCCUGAACCCAGAAUGGGACU
Molecule: messenger RNA, 907 nt
Organism: Eurytemora carolleeae
Lineage: Eukaryota; Metazoa; Arthropoda; Copepoda; Calanoida; Temoridae
Gene: rush
Product: pleckstrin homology domain-containing family F member 2
Exons: 9
Coding region: 62-892 (276 amino acids)
Cellular component (GO): early endosome
Molecular function (GO): metal ion binding; phosphatidylinositol binding
Source: RefSeq, a predicted model, not a curated record